Trametes versicolor FP-101664 SS1 is the source of this 3243-nucleotide messenger RNA. RefSeq lists its product as uncharacterized. Lineage: Eukaryota; Fungi; Basidiomycota; Agaricomycetes; Polyporales; Polyporaceae. Bases 1 to 3243 code for a protein of 1080 amino acids. The record is from RefSeq and is a predicted model, not a curated record. The transcript has 3 exons.
AUGUCGACCCGCAUCCUCAGUCACGAUCCGCCGUCCGCCAACGGCAUUGGCCCGUCCCAGCCUGUUCGGAAACCGCAGAAGAAAACAUCAUUCCUGUCUCUCCGUCGCGAGCAACGCUCGCCCACGUCCCCCGAGCCGUCGGCCGGCGCAGGACGCUCCCACGCAGACAAGUCGACGUCGCCCUCCGCAUUCCAUGCCUUCCAGGACGUGUCGCGCCCGAUAAUAUCCCGCCCCACCGAGCUAGGCUCGCGCAGCCACAACCGCCGCCCAUCCAAGACAGCCAGUCUGAAGCACGACGCCAGCUACCCGAAGAGUGUCCGCGAGCGCGAUCGGGAACGGGAGCGGGAGGCCAGGCAGCCGCCGCAGAUAGAGAGCAGGGUGCGGGAGCAGGAGAUUGACCUUGGGUUCGUCGAAUUCCCCAGCUUUGACGAGCGGCCGAUUCGUUCCCGUGAGGGUGAGAGCACGAAGGCCCGCUCGCGCGCGCGGUCGGGGCCUUCCAGCAAGCGAGACUUCCCCCCUGGCAACAUCUACAGCUACCCCAUCCGCGACUCCAACUCCUCCUCGCUCAGCCACUUCACCGACGCGCCGCAGACGCCUGUCGACGAUUCGUUCUUCCGCGACCCGAUAUUCGGCUCUCAGGUCGUCGUCGCCGCGCCCAUUGCGGGUGUGGAGACGAUGGAUGCGCUCGUAGACGGUAUGAACCACUACGGCGGCGACGACCACUACAUGGGCAUGGGCGGGAUGGGGCGUCCCAAGUUUUCUGCCAAGUCUGGAUUCCAUCCGCUGUAUCAGCCCCCGCUGCCUACCCCUCCCCCUGGGAUCACUCUGGGAGGUGCGAAGCCCCGGAAAGCUCCUACAAAGAAUCGCGACUCCGAUGCAGACGAAGAAGAAGACAUGACACGGACACGUUCUCCGCCACCAAGACCGCGGAAGAGCCCACGUCCCCCACCGUCUCGUUCAGACACUAUCCGUCCUGACACAGCAGAUGCCGUUCGUCCCGACACAGCAGACACCAUUCGCAGCGUAUCUUCCCCGCGUCCGUCUAUGAGUCCCUCAACAGAGAGUUUCAGGGUUGUUGCGCCUUCCAUUUCCGAGAUCAUCCGCGCCCAUGCGCCUCCCGAACAGCAAGUCCGGUCCCGGAAGAGCUCCUACGCGACCAGUUACGGCCACGGGUCGCAAUACACACACAGCAAGCAGCCAGAACCGGCACCUGUGGUGGUUCCUCCAACCGCAGAGGAGGAUGGCGACCUCAUUUCUAGAUCAUCUGUUGACACGCUGGCAGAGGAGAUCCAGCGCACCAUCCACACCCAAAACCGCACGUCGAUUGCUCCUCGCACGGUACACAAGGCGCGGUCGUUCCAACAGUACUCGCAUGCGCUUCCCGAAAGCACUCGCUCUGUAACAUCCCCUCGCCCCGACACCCGCCGCGAAUCCUCUCUUUUCUCCUAUUCUACGACCAUCUCCGACCAGCCUGCCCUCCCGCCCCUUGAUAUGAUGGGCCUCACGAAGGUUCCCGUCAACUCUCCCUCACAGACCAUUGCACAGUAUCUGCGCUCCACUCGCUUGACCACUCUCCUCCACCUUACUCGGUCCCCGCACGCCUCGCGUGGAAACCCGCUCACUGUGAGUUUGUCUGAUCUUGGAAGCCCGACUGGCUUCCCGCUCGUUGUGUUUCUUGGCCUGGGAUGUGUACGGCACAUCAUGGGUCUGUACGAUGAAAUGGCGGAAUGCUUGGGCAUAAGACUUAUUACGAUUGACCGGUGGGGAUUGGGCCGCACCGAUGUUCCCAAGAAUAGGUCCGCAAAGGGGAUUCCCGAGUGGGCGGGUGUGGUGGAAGAAGUACUGGACCAGCUGGGCAUCGACCAGUGCGGUAUCAUGGCCCAUUCCGCGGGCGCACCGUACGCGAUGGCUUUCGCCAACAGGUUCCCGGAGCGUGUACGAGGCGAACUUUGUCUGCUGGCACCUUGGGUUGCUGGUGGCGAAGGUGGUGGUUACAAGUGGCUGAAGUACGUCCCGAACGGCUUGCUGAAGACCGCGCAAGCGGCCGAGUGGAAAGUGCAGGCCUGGAUGCUGGGCAAACCGCCUACCAUCGCCUUCGAGGGUAUUGGCUUUGAGGUCAAGAUGGCACCGUCAACGCCGUCGGCGAACUCGUCCACCUCUUGCCUGAACUCGCCUCGCUCUCCCCCAAACUCGGCGUCUACGAUCACUCCUGGUCUCGCCGCCCUUCAGGAGCAGGAGCCUCGCCCAAGCACUUCCUCGGCCGCCUUCAGCGAGUAUGACGACUUGCGCGACUUCGACGGGUUCUUCGAGAGCCGCAGCACUAUCGGGCGAGCAAGUACCAGUUCGCAGAGGAAGCGGGUCGACAGCGAGUGCAAAUCCGAGUCGAUUUCCAACUCCCCCGCCACCACCACCAGAAAGCCCUCCAGAGGCUUCCUCGGUCGCUUCAAGUCAGGGUCGGGUAACCCACCAACUCCUAGCCCGACCCCGGACAAGCAGAGCAACGGGACCGGGAAGAAGCUCAAGGCGCUCCGCUCGAUGGGCUCGCUGAAGGGCCGUUCACGGCCCAACACUGCCAACAAGAUGUCAGACCCGCCUGUCCCUACGCCACCUUGGAUUCCUCCACCUGCUGCUACUGGAAACGAGGUCGGCUUGGGUCUAGAUCAGCUCGACUGGAUCAACUCGACUCUGCAGAGCUCACGGUCACCCUCCCCGUCUUUGAAGCAGCACAAGGAGCUCCCUCAGCUGGACUUGUCUCGAAACGCUCGUUCUCCCACUCCUUCAUCACGACCAGGCGGUCGACGCUCGAUAUCGUUCACCGCCCUCAGCCCUACCUCGCCUCCUAUUAUCCAGUCGCCACAGAGCGCAAGCUCGAAGGCAGGCAACUCUGCGCAGAGCUUCCAGGCCGCGCUCGGCAACGCGCUCAUCGCUGCGUCGCACUCCGAGUCCUCAAAGGGCACGCACGGCGACCUUUUGCAGAUCCUGAACCACGACCGACAACCUUGGGGCUUCUCGUAUGCCACAUAUCCGCACAGCGUUCGUGUAUGGUACGGCGACCGGGACGAGAAAAUCGCGGAGAACGCGGUGCGGUGGAUGGAGAGCACCAUGGGCCCCGACAAGUGCCAGGUGAAGGUCAUCAAGGGUGCCGACCACUCGCUCAUGUUCAAGAGCUCGGUCGUGAUCGAAGUCUUGGAGCAGAUGGCCGAGUACUGGCGUGAUUGUGAGUCCCCCCACUCCCCACUCUAG